Molecule: messenger RNA, 1086 nt
Organism: Drosophila serrata
Lineage: Eukaryota; Metazoa; Arthropoda; Insecta; Diptera; Drosophilidae
Product: serine protease grass-like
Biological process (GO): proteolysis
Molecular function (GO): serine-type endopeptidase activity
Source: RefSeq, a predicted model, not a curated record
GAAGAAUGUUCCUGAUCUUGAUUUUUAGUAUUCUGUUCCUGGUUCAACAGGCAACGCUAGAAUUAACCGCCGAGGCAGAAAUAUGGGUGUGGAAUGAGCUGAGGCAACAUGAUUGUGGAACUGUCUCACCUAAAGUGGAACCUCGUCGGCGCAUGUUGGGUGUAGUAGGUGGUCGUAGGGUUCCAGUGAUGAGUCGUCCCUCGAUGGCACUUCUUUUCCUGGACGAUGCAAUGGAACACUGUCGCUGCGGAGGCAGUCUCAUCACCAAACGCUUUGUCUUGACUGCUGCUCAUUGCCUGGUAAUGUGUCCUAGAAGAAAUGAAAUAAAGGUGCGGUUGGGUGAGCACACCUUAACAACUUCGCAGGAUUGCUCUGUAGUUCGCGGACAAAGGAUUUGUGCUCCACCAGUUGAGAAUUUUAAUGUUGAGAAAAUCAUACUCCAUGAGGAAUUCUCAUUCUUUAAGCAAAUUAAUGACAUUGCCCUUUUGCAGCUCAGUCAAAAUGUGAUACCCAACAUUCAUAUUCGUCCCAUUUGCCUGCCUUUGACACCGGAUCUCCUGGUGCAUACUUCCAUAUUGGGGCAGUCCUAUAUUGCCACUGGCUGGGGAUAUAUGGACCAAGGACAACUAUCAGAUGCACUCUUGGAAAUAUCUAUCAAAAGCUAUCAGUGUCCAAGUAGAUAUGUCAACCAAUCUAUAUUGUGCUCCAAUGGUCACAUCCAGGAUACCUGCAAGGGCGACUCGGGUGGUCCCUUGUUGUCGAAGACCUCCUUCUUUGGCUCUGAUCGUUAUGUGCAAUUUGGGGUUAUAAGCCAUGGUAGUUGGACUUGUGGCCAAGGAGCUGGAGCUUACUUCACCAAAGUUCCUCCCUUUAUGCCUUGGAUAAUCAAGAAGAUAGCUAUUUAUUUUAUGGAAAAUCCUAUUGAGCAGCUGCGUGCAAUUGAGCGACUUUUGCUGCCCGGUCAACCUGAGUAAUCAGUGCUUUAUAAUAUAUAUUAUAUAUUUUAAAAGAACUUGGUAUAUAUUUUUUUAAGAUAAUAUGUAGAUUAAAACAUGACCCAAACUUUUAAUGAAAUAAAAUUUUGAA